Molecule: messenger RNA, 1425 nt
Organism: Pseudozyma hubeiensis SY62
Lineage: Eukaryota; Fungi; Basidiomycota; Ustilaginomycetes; Ustilaginales; Ustilaginaceae
Exons: 1
Coding region: 1-1425 (474 amino acids)
Biological process (GO): transmembrane transport
Cellular component (GO): Golgi membrane; endoplasmic reticulum membrane
Molecular function (GO): UDP-N-acetylglucosamine transmembrane transporter activity
Source: RefSeq, a predicted model, not a curated record
AUGCAGCCGACGAGAAACCAACACUUAGCGCAGCUUUUUCGCUCUUCCCGGACGCUCAUCACCACCACAUCUCGACGCAAGGUAGUCUUAGAGCUCGUCAUGACGGUGUCGGAACAUGCGAAGGACAACGAGCUGCGGCAUCGCUCCGUCGCCACCUCCGAAGCAUCCGAAUUGAACGGCAAUGCAGCCAAGGCAUCCAGCACAACCUCCACUGCAACCGCAAUCAUCUCCACCACCGCUCCGGAAUGGCUUCUCAUCCUCUCCCUCAUCUUCGGCGGUUGCUGCUCCAACGCAUACACGCUCGAGCUAGCCACUCGUCAACUGCCUUCCGCAGGCACGCUCAUCACAUUCGCCCAGUUCCUCGUCACCACCUUAUCCUCCCUACCGUAUUUCCUCCGGUUCUCUUCGUCUCCUCCAUUCGUGGGCUUCAAACCACGAGCGGUUCCGUUGUACAGAUGGAUCGUCCAGGUCGCAUUCUACCUCAGCACGAGCCUGCUCAACAAUAUGGCGUUCGCGUAUGACGUGCCUAUGCCCGUACACAUCGUGUUCCGAUCGGGCGGUCUGGUGAUCAACAUGAUCUUGGGAUGGUUGGUCCAGAAGAGGAUCUAUACGAGGUUGCAAGUGGGUAGCGUCGUUCUGGUGACACUCGGAGUGGUCAGCAGUACCUUAUACUCGACUAGCACAAAAUCCACCUCAACAGUGGGUGAGGCUGCGCCUGACGCUGGACAAUACCUGACGGGCGUAUUGCUGUUGUUCUCGGCACUCGUGUUGACCGGGUUGAUGGGGUUAUGGCAGGAGCAGACCUUCAAGCUCUACGGCAAUCAGAACUGGAGAGAGUCCAUGUUCUACUCCCACCUGCUCUCACUACCGAUGUUUGCGCUCAGACCGGAGAGCUUGCUACGAGACAUCCAACAUGCCAACUCCACCACGCCCUGGUGGUUUGGCUUCGGUCCCCCAACCCGUCUUCCCUCCUCCGCCAACUCCACCACCACCCUCCUCAGCCGCUUCCUCGCCCUCGUCAAACCGCCUACCUUCCCCUCCCGUCGUCCCGACGUCACCCAGGAGAAACUCUUCGACCUCACUCAUCUCCCACCCUUCUCCUACAUCGCCGCCCACCUCCCAUCCAACACCGGCGUCUGGAUACCCAGCUUCUACCCACCUCUCCUGCUCAACGUGGCCACCCAACUGCUCUGCAUCAACGGCGUGAAUCGUCUGACGUCCAAGGUCAGCAGUCUCUCGGUGACGCUCGUGCUGGUGGUGAGGAAGGCAGUCAGCUUGAUGGUCAGCGUCAUGCUGGUCGAGAGGUCGACGGGCACAGUGGGGUUGUGGUGCGGCGCUGCGGCUGUGUUGGCGGGUACGGUUGGGUAUUCCGUUUCCAGACCGGCUCAGUCCAAGUCGAAGGAGACCGAGAAGAAGACGCAAUAG